CGUGAAGGGUGGACAGUGAUGCCUGCACCUCCUGGGCCACCCAGGCUCAGGGGCUGCCCCCGAGAGCAGGACAGGAUGGACGAGGACUUCUCCUCCCAGAUGAAGAAGAUGGCCCUGGCCAUGGGCACAUCCCUAUCAGACAAGGACAUAGAGCUUCUGCCCUCAGACAUGAGGCACCACGGGUCCUUCAACUACCUCAAGUUCUUUGAGUACAUGCGCAAGUUCCAGGCCUCGGGACAGUUGGAGAGCGCCAUCCGCAAGGCCUUCCAGACCCUGGACAAGGACAAGAGCGGCUUCAUUGAGUGGAACGAGAUCAAGUACAUCCUGACCACCAUCCCCAGUAACAUGCCCACUGCCCCCCUGACGGAUGAGGAGGCCGAGGCCAUGAUCCAGGCAGCCGACACCGAUGGGGAUGGAAGGAUCGACUACGAAGAAUUUUCUGAAUUAAUCAAGAAGGAGAAGACUCCAAAGAAGAAGUAAUGCCAUGACCAGCCCUGGACCAGCCAGAGGUCCCUGUAGGGCUGUGUGGGGUGAGCAUGGGCCCUAGUGGACAUUCACGGAGGAGACCGAGGGUGGACACAGCCUGUUCCAGGAAAGUGGAGGAAACAGAGCUCUAAACAAAUGCGGUGCCGCUGCCCGUGUGUCUGUGAACGCCUGCCUGCGCCUGGGGGCUGGUGGGGAAUGGGCAGAUGGGCGGGCAGGGGUCCAGGCCUCCCUUCCCCUGGUCUCACCUCACUGGAGGCACUGGGAGGGAGGUCCCCCCCAGCCCUGGGCUGCCUGGGUCUGCCCUCUCUCUUAGCCUGGUGCUUCUUGGACCCAGAACCCUGAAGGGCCCCUUCCUGUGGGCCCUGGGUCUGUCCUGUGGCCACCUGGCCCCACACCCCCAGCUGACACAGCAGAUGU
Messenger RNA from Urocitellus parryii (Arctic ground squirrel), 903 nucleotides. RefSeq names its product parvalbumin like EF-hand containing (gene Pvalef). The record is from RefSeq and is a predicted model, not a curated record. Gene Ontology annotation, cellular component: cytoplasm. Lineage: Eukaryota; Metazoa; Chordata; Mammalia; Rodentia; Sciuridae. Gene Ontology annotation, molecular function: calcium ion binding.